This is a messenger RNA of Daldinia caldariorum, 1705 nucleotides long. RefSeq names its product ICE2-domain-containing protein. Gene Ontology annotation, cellular component: endoplasmic reticulum membrane; cortical endoplasmic reticulum; perinuclear endoplasmic reticulum. The record is from RefSeq and is a predicted model, not a curated record. Gene Ontology annotation, biological process: endoplasmic reticulum inheritance; septin ring assembly. Bases 132 to 1448 code for a protein of 438 amino acids. The transcript has 2 exons. NCBI's taxonomy places the organism in Eukaryota, Fungi, Ascomycota, Sordariomycetes, Xylariales, Hypoxylaceae.
GCCACCACCCCCCUCCUCCUCCAACGGACGUCCCACGGCAUCCUUCAAAAGACGAACCGAUUACCAUUAAACACAACCCUGGCUGAAAGCCUCGCUACCUCGGCGCGGCAGCAGCCACCACCAUCGCGCCCAUGUGGUGGUUUUUUCGCAUCGUCUCCAGCUCAGUCUUCCUUCUGACCAUCGUCCUAUCCAUACCCAUCUCCUUCGAUGUAGGCGGACGUGACAGCGGCUUGGCCUACAGCCUGUCGCUUUUCGGCUUCUACCUCGUAUACAGCGCCGUCAAGCUCGUCACCCCCGAAAACUCCCGCAUAGGCUGGGUCGUCAACAAGUUCCUCCAAUCUUCCCAGUGGGUUGUCAUACCGACCCUCUUGAUAUGGUCUCUGCACAACUUCGCUGUUGAUGCCAACAGCACCGACUGGGUAUCCAGGACGAUCGGUGGAUUUGGUGGUCAGAAGCCUAGUACAUGGACGGAUUGGAUCUUCGGCAAUGGCGGGUUGGUCGAGUCUGUCACUCUGGGAACUUGGGACAAGACGUUGCGUUAUUCAAGUCCCGUCUUCCAGCUUGCCGAAGGCUUUUGUACCUUGUUGGUUAUCCAAGCUGCAGGUCAAAUUUCGAGAUGGCUUGUGAACCGUGGAAGAAGCGAUACUUGGGUUCUUAUUCUCUUGAUCCUAUCCGCUUCUAUCAUUGCCAGUGCUGUCUACUUUCUAUGGCGGGUUGCUUUGUUCCCUUCCAUCAACAACAUUGAUGCAACCCUCAUCGGAGUGACUGUCACCUCUGCAAUUUUCUUAUGUGCCAUAGGAAUUCUUUCGGGUCGCGGUAAUCCCGUCGAGUCGUCACUUCUAUUUGCCUACAUUGUUCUCUGCGUCUAUCAGAUAUUUACCGACUAUGUUCAGUCACCAGAGGCCCAGGCGGCAGCUGCAGAGCAAGCUGCAAAUCAACCAGAGUUCCCACCCCUACCACCCAUCAUCAUGGCGAGCUACUCAACUCUCGUCCACCUCUUUAAUUUGUUACCCGAAGCCGUAUACUCCUCUUUCAGUUUCCUUCACGCUGCAUUCCAAACCAUUGCCCCUUCUGUCAUGAUCUCUCUAAUUUACCGACUGAUCGUCUUUUACUGCGCUACUCGUAUUAUCCCAGCAGUACGAGAAUCAGGUGCCCGUGCGCUUCUACAAGAGCCUUCCUUAGAUGAUUCGGAUGAGGCGAAUCGGAUCCUGGGUUUUCUCUCUUGGUUCUCGCCUUCGAUUCUCAUUGCCGUCUAUACAAGUCUUUUACUCCAACACUUUUCUGCCAGCGGUGGCGAGGAAGGCUGGACGCUCCGACACGGCGACGCAGGAGGUAAUACUUGGCGUUGGUUUAAUGUUGCUGCUACGAUGAGUCUCUACGCUAUCGAGUUAUAUCUAGGCGGCGACGAUUCGGAUAGCGGCUUAGUUAACCAUUGGAAGACGGACUAGACGGGCAUCGUCUAUUAAUUCCGAAGCGGUAAAGUUAAAGAUAUUUUCGCCUGUGGCAUGAUGUGGAUCUGAAAGACAGGUCGCAAAAACCUCACUAGCAGGAAAGUCGCAUUUGUGUUUUGACCUCAGUUGAUCAUGAUUGCGAUCGACAUUUGGCAGCAAGCAUUGGGCAGGGCAGGUCGUCGUCGGCUUGGGAAAUGUAGGUUCACAGCACUUGGCGUUGGGGGGCAUUAGGGACAGUAUACCAUUCCAUUGAA